GACGUGGGUGCCAUAGCGUUUCCUAAAUUUGUUUUGUUCGGCGCCGGCUGCCUUGGGAAAGGGUUGUUUUUUUUUGGUCAUGAAAAGCCGCUUUAAAACGUCGUUGAAAUUUUUUAAAAACGUUCUCUCACUUGACGAUUCUUCGUCUCUCUGGCAGUCUUAUUCUUUGUCCCUCUCCUCACUUGCCUCACUCAAUCAUCUCCAUACAUACACACACCCCACCUCCUCUUCACUGCCUUUACGAUCACACACACAAACACACCGGUGUUGUUGAAUAUUAUACAAGUCCAAACGCAAUCACGCUCGUUUGAUGGACUCGCUCUCGCCGGUGAUCGGUCCGAAGUUGGUUGUUCCUCUCCGUUCAGUUCGUCGAAUCCUCGGCCCUGAUCUCCAGCCGAACCUGAACCGAAUUUGCAACAAGAACAAGAAGAUUAAUGGCAUGCAUGCGGAGAACACGAAGCCUCGUGCGGCCUCGUCUGCAGCAGCGAUCGACUUUAGGGAUCGUGAUUGGAAGUCCAAGUACGAAGAUGACUUCCAGGCUCGAUUCAACAUUCCUCACCUCACCGACGUUAUCGAGGACGCCCUUCCCAUUCCCUCCACCUUUUGCCUCCGUAUGAGAACUCCAACUCAAGAUUUUGCAGAUGGUUACAUUAAUAACAAUGACAGAGUACUUCUGAAGGUUAUAAACUAUUCCUCUCCUACAUCUGCUGGUGCUGAGUGCAUUGAUCCUGAUUGUACUUGGGUGGAACAAUGGGUUCACCGUGCCGGUCCUCGGGAGAAAAUAUACUUUAAACCGGAAAAUGUAAAAGCAGCAAUUGUGACCUGUGGUGGACUCUGCCCUGGUCUUAAUGAUGUCAUCAGACAGAUUGUUAUCACCCUUGAAAUAUAUGGUGUGAAAAAGAUUGUGGGGAUUCCUUUUGGUUAUCGCGGAUUUUCAGACAAAGACUUGAGUGAAAUGCCACUAUCCAGGAAAGUGGUACAAAAUGUCCAUCUUUCUGGUGGAAGCUUGUUAGGAGUCUCACGUGGAGGACCCAGUGUUAGCGACAUCGUGGAUAGUAUGGAGGAAAGAGGAAUUAACAUGCUUUUUGUGUUGGGUGGAAAUGGAACCCAUGCGGGUGCCAAUGCAAUACACAAUGAGUGCCGUAAAAGACGACUGAGGGUGGCUGUUGUUGGUGUGCCAAAAACCAUAGACAAUGAUAUUUUGCUGAUGGAUAAAACUUUUGGUUUUGACACUGCUGUUGAAGAAGCACAACGUGCAAUAAAUUCUGCUUACAUUGAGGCACAUAGCGCUUAUCAUGGUAUUGGAAUUGUCAAGUUGAUGGGCCGUAGUAGUGGAUUUAUAGCCAUGCAAGCCUCCCUUGCUAGUGGACAAAUUGAUAUAUGUUUGAUACCAGAGGUUUCUUUUAAUUUACAUGGACCCCAUGGCGUCCUGAGGCAUCUGAAGUACCUACUUGAGACAAAGGGAUCGGCUGUAGUCUGUGUAGCAGAGGGUGCUGGGCAGAAUUUUAUCCAGAAAACCAAUGCCAAAGAUGCAUCCGGAAAUAUUGUUUUUGGAGAUUUUGGUGUACAUUUACAACAAGAGACAAAGAAAUACUUUAAUGAGAUUGGUAUUACAGCUGAUGUGAAGUACAUUGAUCCGACAUACAUGAUCCGAGCAUGCCGUGCAAAUGCAUCAGAUGGAAUUCUUUGUACUGUACUGGGUCAAAAUGCGGUUCAUGGUGCAUUUGCUGGAUAUAGUGGCAUCACUGUUGGGAUAUGCAACACACACUAUGUAUAUCUUCCCAUUCCUGAAGUCAUUUCUUACCCCAGGGCUGUCGACCCUAAUAGCCGCAUGUGGCAUCGUUGCUUGACGUCAACCGGCCAACCAGACUUCUUGGAUUGAGGAAGCAUUCUAAUUUAUAUACAUUACAGGAGAUUUGAGAAACCUAAGCUUUAUAAAUGGGAAGAUUAGAAAACAGACAUCCAGCCAGCUGCACAAGGUUUUUGGUUGCCAGUCCACAGCAUCAUGUUGAAGAAAUAAUACAAGGAUGGCAUUUCUUCCAUUUUAUUUUAUUUUAUUUUUUUGGGUGUAUAGCAUUGCACUGCCAGUUCUCAGAUAAACAAGUAAGAAUAAAAAUUCCAUAGGAACCACCCCAACCAUUUUGUAAUUGUUUCCUUAUUGUCUUCUGUAAAACAUGUUUCCGAAAAAAAAUGUUUUGGAAGGGGAAGAGACAGGAGAGGAAUGGAAGAGGCUGCCGGCAAAAUUGCAAAUAUAACUAUAAUAUAUUUUUAUUUUUUAUA
Camellia sinensis is the source of this 2280-nucleotide messenger RNA. Its product is annotated as ATP-dependent 6-phosphofructokinase 5, chloroplastic. Gene Ontology annotation, biological process: glycolytic process; fructose 6-phosphate metabolic process. Gene Ontology annotation, molecular function: 6-phosphofructokinase activity; ATP binding. Lineage: Eukaryota; Viridiplantae; Streptophyta; Magnoliopsida; Ericales; Theaceae. The record is from RefSeq and is a predicted model, not a curated record.